GGAAAAGGGCCAUUCAUGAUCUGUCUGCCUCGCUGUGCUCGGAUUCAUCCGCUCAUACGGGGACAACAUGGCUGCGUUAAGCGGCGUCGUGAAUAAACUGGUAUCUUUUUGGAUACCAAACGUUACACUUAUCCGCCGAUAUAUGCCGGUUUUUUUCUUCGGUCUUUCACUCACAGGUUCAGUACUGAAAGAGCUGGACGUGGUCCCAGAGACAUACUUCAGCAGCAGUAGAAAUGUCUUAAACCUCUAUUUCGUGAAGGUCUCCUGGGGCUGGAACCUGGUUUUGCUGCUGCCAUUUCUAUUUCUCUCCAACUCAUACAACAGAAACCUCAUCUUUGUGUUAAGACGGCUCACAUCUCUUCUGGUGGCAACAGUCAUUUGGUACGUCUGCACCGAGGCGUUUUUCUACAUUGAAGACAUUACAGGGAACUGCUACGACUCCAUGCAAGUCAUCCAUGAAGAAUUCAGCACAAAAGCUGAGUGCAGAAAAUCUGGUUUUGUCUGGGAUGGCUUUGACAUCUCAGGGCACUCAUUCAUCCUAGCUUACUCUACACUCCUCAUUGUUGAAGAGAUGGUUCCCAUGCUCCACUUAGUGCAACACAACCAAAACAGAACAGUUGUUCUUGAUGUUCUCUAUGUUGCGCUCAAUGCCAUCGUGGUCAUUUGGAUAUGGAUGUUUGCCUGUACCUCUGUGUACUUCCAUGACACCAUUCACAAAAUUCUGGGGACCUUAUUUGCAGUCUUGGGAUGGUUUGCGACAUACAAGGUUUGGUAUCUGAAGCCGUGCUCCCCGGGACUGCCUCCGUUCCACAGUGAACACAAACAACACGACUAGACUGAACACUUCACACUAGUUCGAAAGAUUGCAGCCUUGGAACAAACUGACACUAAAUUAGCUCACAAAACAUUGACCAGGUCCAUUCUAUGUGUGUUUUCUGUCCUUUUUAAAGGUCAUUUGUAACGGGGGGUAUUCGUGUGCUUAUCUCUCAGAGGUGAUGGGCAGCUGGCGUUCCAAAAUUGACUCUGUAAUCUGAGAGAAAUGCUACAUGUGGUAUGCAUGUCUCAAGUGACCACAUUAUCUAAUCCUUAUUGUUGCCUUCAAAACGUCAGUGGCUUCAGACAGGGUAGUGACAUCUGCCUUUGCACAAUGUGCCACUUUAAAUACAAUUGUACACAAUCAGUGUGUUGAAUUUCAGCAUAUUGCAUAGUCAUUUACUUAUGAAAUUGUGGUUUUUGUGUGUUUUUUGCUUUUCCAGUUGUUGAUAUUACUCAAUUUAAUUUAAUUUUUGGCUGAAUGUCAUUUUAAUCCAGUGCCAUUGUCUAUACUGAAAAAAUGUUAUCUUGGCAAGUUGAAAGCAUUGGCAUUAUAUCUGAUAUUUCUCAAUUUGCGAUUGCUACAAGAAUAUAGUAAGGUUUUACAGGUUGUUCUAGAUAUUUAUUAUAGAUGUAUUAACAAGUAAAAUUCUUCCCUUUCUUCAAGUAAAAUUAAAUCUGCCAAGAUUGCUAUUGGCAGAUUUUUUUUCAAAACACACCAUCAGCAAUUGGCCAGUUAUUUACCUGAAUUCUGGCUGAUCUGUAUUGCAAUUUUUUGACGUUACUAUGCUGUAAAUAACCUGAGGCAGGGAAGUGCAUUCGCACUGUGUUUGAAUGCUGCUACCACAACUGUACCAAAAUGUUCUAGCAUGUGCGUUUUGUGUUAAAAGCCAGUUGCCUCUUACUUUCGAUAUAGCAGUUUUGUUGAUUCAUGUUAUUUAAAUGGGAGGCUAAGUUUUUAUUCCUGAAUUAGGCUCAAGCUGAUUGAUGAUGGGUAGUUUCCAUCAGAAUUGUUGAUCGAGUGGGACAGUUUGAAUGUCCUUAAAACAUGCUGUCCACUGCGUUAAGAUGCAGAAGAGUAAUUAUGUUUGUCUCACUAGUUUUCUAUUAACGAGUUUCCUCAUUCAGCCGUGAUGUGUUUAGUGGCUUUAAAAAGCAGUACUGCAGAGGUGAUGGUGUGUUUAAUCUGUUUAUUGAGACCACACAGUGGCCAGUAAUUUGAUGUAAAGAAAUCAGAAUUGGCUAUAAAAAUCUAUGAUUGCUUCCCUAGAUUAGUGAUAACUUUAUAAAAAUGUUCAGAAAUAGGAUGAAUAAUCUAAUAAUAUUCUUACGACACAACAAGGAGAAAUAUUACAUGCAUUGCCCCCAUAAUACCUACAUUUGAGAUGCUUUCUCUUGCCAAGAUAUCUAUUUUUGCAGUGUAGUAAUAGUAGUAAUAAGUCAAAUAGCCUGGACUUGUGGUGUAAUGUUGAAGGCCUUUCACUGCAUCAUUUCCCAAAACAUUCCCAUGGAGAGAUAAGUGUCAAAACGUCUUCAUGAUUCUAAUACUCCACAAGUCUAGUCACCUUCUAGACAGCUCAUUGACCAGGCUGACUGAAAACUUUUACUUGCCAUUAUUCCAGAAGCUUGUAUCCAACCAAAAUCAACCCAGAUUAAUAAAUUCUUUACAGGUUUAUCUCUAAUCUGAACUCCAAAGUUCUUGCGUUUUGUGUGUCAUAGUGAACUGAACUGUUUUUCAGGUGUUCUGUUUCUGGCUGUAAUAGUAUUGAAUUCUGUUUGUCUGCAGUCUCUGUUUGUCUCAAAAUAGCUUUUAAUCAAGAUACAUUUUAGGUUUUAUAAGUAAUAUAUACAAAAAUAUAUUGAGUAUGAUUGAAAGUUUGACAAACUUGGGACCCGUUAUAGGAAUCUACCAAAGUAUUAAAAUCCCCUACUGGAUUUGGCCUCAUAUUUAGUGAUGCUUGUUUAAAGCAGUGCUUGCCUGCUUCCUCAAGAUGUUCUAAAAGAUGACUUGAAUGGACCCAAACGCACAACUGCCAUAAUGUUUGGUUACUCCAGAACACUAACAUUUCUCUGAUAUUAAACAUUUUAGCACUUGAAAGCCUGUACUGUAUGUGGUAUGUUGUACAGCAAUGUCUGAUAAUCUGUUAGAUUUUUAUUUUAGUCUAAUUUGUGAUGUCAAACUUGACCUGUAAAGAAUAUUGUAAUUAAACAUUCAGUCCACCAGU
This is a messenger RNA of Colossoma macropomum (tambaqui), 3038 nucleotides long. RefSeq names its product fat storage inducing transmembrane protein 2 (gene fitm2). Lineage: Eukaryota; Metazoa; Chordata; Actinopteri; Characiformes; Serrasalmidae. Gene Ontology annotation, biological process: lipid storage; phospholipid biosynthetic process; lipid droplet organization. The record is from RefSeq and is a predicted model, not a curated record. Gene Ontology annotation, cellular component: endoplasmic reticulum membrane.